AUGACUUCAGUAGUUUUACCACAACUUAAAAGAACUAUGACUGAUAUAAUGGAUGAAGAAUUAUAUCAAAUACCUACUUCACCAUUAAUUCCAUCAACUUCAUUACCACAAAUAAAUUCAGCUUCAUCUUCAAAUAAUUUUUAUUUACAACCACAAUCAUCACAACCACAAAAUUCAUCACCAAUACAGAAUAAUUUAAGUUUAAAUUUGAAUAAUAAUUAUAAUCAUCAUACAUCAAAUAAAAACUCUGUAAAUUCAUCACCAUCAUUACAACAACAACAACUUUAUAAUAAUAAUAUGUAUCAUAAUAAUUCACAGAAUAAUCUAGGGGAUAUGUUGAAUUUACCUGAUUCAUUUAUUGAACAAUUUACAUCACAAUAUUAUCUAGAUUAUUUGAAACUGCAACAACAGCAGCAGCAGCAGUUACAACAACAACAACAGCAGCAGCCACAAUAUUCAGAAUAUCUAGAAGCACAAGAUACCAACCCUUUCAUCAACUACUCAAAUUCAAACACAUACAUAAAACCUACUCAAAAUUAUCCUUUCCAACAACAAGAAAAUUCACCUCCUCCAUUACCUCAAGCAUUCCCCCCAAGAAGAAGAAAAAGAAUCACUACAAUAGAUAGUCUUGAACCUACUACUUCAAAUAAAAAGAAAACCAUAGAUGAAGAUUACUUAUUAUAUAACCCUGAUAUUUCACCAGGUCAUGUAAUUACUGAAAAUGAAAUGGAUUCAUGUUUUUAUGUCCCACCAAAUGAAUUUCAAAAUGAAUUUUUAAAUAAUGAACCACAAAAUUUUGAAAAUGAUAUUAUUCCUGGUUAUGAAGAUGAUUAUCUUUAUUUAGAUGAUGCAAAUGAACAAAUUGAAGAAGAUUUAUCAGAUGAUGAAGAUGAAAAUGAAGAAAAUUAUUUUCAAGUUGAUGAAGAAUUUGAUGAUUAUAUUAUGAAUAAUACAAGUCAUUAUAAUAAUAAUCAAACAUUUGAUGAAUUUAAAAAUAUUUCAUUAGAAGAUAAUAAUCAAAAUAUAAAUCAAGGAUUACCACAUGCAUUACAAGAAUUACAUGAUGAAGCAGUAGCUGCUAAUAAUCAUGCUAUUGUUUCUGAAGUUUCACCACAAUCAAUAAUUUCAACCCCACCACCAAUGGAUUCACCACCUGAAAUAAAACAAGAAGAAUCAGAAGAUGAUUCAAUAAUGAUUGAUAAUGAUGAUCAAGAUUAUCAACAAAGUGAAACAUCAGAUCAACCACAACCACCAGAAAUUAGUGAACAUUAUCGAAUACAAGAACAAAAUCCUAAUUUAUCACCUACUAAAAGACAACAUACUAGAUCAGCUCAAGGUACAGGAGCAGAAAUUACAGCUACAAAUCCAGAUCAUAGAUGUUCAUUAAUUAGUCCAACUACUGGUUUAAUAUGUAAUAAACAAUUUUCAAGACCUUAUGAUUUAAUACGUCAUCAAAAUACAAUACAUGCAUCAAUGAAAAAAAUAUUUAGAUGUGUUAUAUGUGAAGGUAGAUAUAAAGGUGGUAAAGGUAAUGGAAAAGAAAAAACUUUUUCAAGAGGUGAUGCAUUAUCAAGACAUAUUAAAAUUAAACAUGAAUUAGUUGGUGAAGAAGCUUUAGAAUUAAUUAAUGAUGCUAAAAGAAAUGUUGAAUAUCAUCCAGUUCAUAAUGUGAAACCUCUGUAA
Molecule: messenger RNA, 1683 nt
Organism: Lodderomyces pseudojiufengensis
Lineage: Eukaryota; Fungi; Ascomycota; Pichiomycetes; Serinales; Debaryomycetaceae
Gene: RPN4
Product: stress-regulated transcription factor
Exons: 1
Coding region: 1-1683 (560 amino acids)
Source: RefSeq, a predicted model, not a curated record